Molecule: messenger RNA, 1902 nt
Organism: Rubroshorea leprosula
Lineage: Eukaryota; Viridiplantae; Streptophyta; Magnoliopsida; Malvales; Dipterocarpaceae
Source: the annotation of a GenBank genome assembly
GUCAUAUUUAUUGCAAUUUGGCUAAGAGAAGUAAUGUUCAUAGGACUGAUGAGUUCAAAAUUGCAUUUUGGAACUGUGCAAAAUCGACAUUUCUAGAAAUCUGGAGAGAGAAUAUGGUGAAACUAAGGGCAGUUUCAGAUGAAGGUUAUGCUCAAUUAAUGGAAAAGGAUGGUAAGUUUUGGUCUAGAGCAUUUUUUCAAAGUCAUUCAAAGUGUGAUUCUGUAGACAAUAACAUGUCAGAAACAUUUAACUCAUGGAUUCUUAAACCACGAUGUAAAGCACCAAUUAGCAUGAUUAGGGAGAUCAUAGAGAUGUGCACUGAACGACGUAGGGAUAAAAAGUUCAGUGCAUCUAGAUGGCCUACUGAUGUUUCCCCUAGAGCUCGAGAUAGGCUUAAACUUCAUAUGGAUCUUUCCCAUGCAUGUGGUGUGUUAUGGCCUGGAGAAACUGAUUUUCAGAUUUAUGAUGGGCUGCAGUCAUUCACUCAUGUAGUUAAUUUUCAAGAAAGAACAUGCACAUGUAGAGUUUGGCAAAGCACUGGUGUUCCUUGCCCACAUGCCUUGCGUGCCAUUAAUUAUCAAGAGUGGAAUCCGGAUGACUUUAUUGAUGUUAGUUUAAAGAGGGAAAAGUACCUGGCAGCUUAUGGCCAGCCAUUAGAAUGCAGUAGAGGUGAGGAAGUGUGGAGGCAGUUUGAUGGAGAAAAGUUGCUCCCACCUAUUAUAAAGAGCAUACCCGGUAGGCCAAAAAAGAAUAGGAGAAAGGCAAGGUUUGAGCCUAAGAAGAUUAAAAAGGGAAAGAAGAACAUAAUUUCAAAGAAGGGAACAAUUGUGAUACAUUGCAAGAUUUGUGGGGGAGAAGGCCAUAAUAUGAAAGGAUGUCCAGUGAGGAAUAAAGAAGAAUAUGCACAAUUUGUUAAGGAAAGUCAAGGGACAAGUAGUACAAUGUCUAGCUUUACCAAUGCUAAGAAGGCAAAGAGAAAGAGAGGAAAUUCUGAAACAGAACAGAGGGCAAAGAAUCAGUGUUAAUUGGCACCAUAAAAGGAUGAUUUUGGAGAAGAUAUGAAGUUAUAUUUUGUUAGGAAAAAAUGAUUAUAUUACAUUCAUAUAUUUUGCCUUUUAUUAAGAAAGGAUGAUGAUGUUUUGUCAUAGCCAUAUAAUAGGCAUUUUGUGACAGUAGGUAGUAUUUUCUGGUAUAUUUUCCUGUGUAGGUAAUAUUUUAUGGUAUAUUUUCCUGUGUAUAGGUAAUAUUUUCUGUUAUAUUUUCCUGGUAUAUUUUCUUGUGGAGGUAAUAUUUUCUGGUAUAUUUUCUUGUGGAGGUAAUAUUUUCUGGUAUAUUUUCCUGUGUAGGUAAUAUUUUCUGUUAUAUUUUCCUGUGUAAGUAAUAUUUUUUGAUAUAUUUUUCUGGUAUAUUUUCUUGUGGAGGUAAUAUUUUCUGGUAUAUUUUCCUGUGUAGGUAACAUUUUUUGGUAUAUUUUUUUGGUUUCAAUUUAGAUUUGUUAUUUAUGAGAUACAUAAACAAGCAAAGAAAUUAUCUUUGUUAUUAAGAUAGCUUUCUGUGCUAAUCUUUGAUCCACAGUGUUUUAUCCUUAAGCUUUUUAUGCAUGAAGAAUUCAGAUUCACAAGUUUCUAUUCAUUUUUAAAGCUUUAAAGUUGUUUGGGAGAACAUUAGGAUUUACAGAGCUGGUUCUCUCUGGAAAUUCGAUGAAGCAUAUAACUUGUAUGUUCACUAGUAUUCAAUUUGUCUGUAAAGACAUGUUGCCUUUCUGGUAUUUACUGGUAUAGUUUACUGGUUUAAUUUACAGUACACAAUUUCCUAUGACAGAUACAAUUUCCUGGUAUAAUGUUCACUGUUAUUAUUUCCAUACUCAUCAAAAGCAACAGGAUAUAAACAAAAGUAUACUUC